Messenger RNA from Tachysurus fulvidraco (yellow catfish), 3531 nucleotides. It is a transcript of the gene lrrc3ca, whose product is annotated as leucine rich repeat containing 3Ca. The transcript has 2 exons. Gene Ontology annotation, molecular function: protein binding. The coding region runs from base 335 to 1141 and encodes 268 amino acids. The record is from RefSeq and is a predicted model, not a curated record. Lineage: Eukaryota; Metazoa; Chordata; Actinopteri; Siluriformes; Bagridae.
CGCACGCGACCGAGUUAUUUGUCAGGGAUUUUCGACACGAGCUUCUCUCUCUCUCUCUCUCUCUCUCUCUCUCUCUCUCUCUCUCUCUCUCUCUCUCUUACACGCACACACACAUUCACACGCACUGACACACACACGCGCGAUCUGUUUGUGCGACGCACUUGCGCCUGUGUUGUGCUUCAUAAAGUGAAGAUGUGAAGGCGAACUUUCCUUGGCUCCGGUCACGAGCGUGAGAGAAACGUGAGUCCGCGACAUGCGCGUGCUUUAACGGCCUGAUUGAGACGUCUCCUUUUGACCAACAGAUUCUCAAAAGGGAGUAUGCACCCAUUUCACCAUGCCUUUGCCAUCCUGUUGGCUGCUCCGGCACUCUGUGGUCAUGUGCUUGCUGCUGCACAGCUUGGUGUUGAUGACACUCUGCUUCCACCACGCAGCCACCUCCUGCUCCAAUCGUUGCUACUGCUCUGAGAGCGAGGGUCCAUCCGGGGGCAAGACCAUGAGGUGCAGCAACCUACACCUCACCGAGAUCCCACAGGACAUCCCAAAUGACACGCGGCGCCUCUACCUUGACUACAACAUGCUGACCAGUGUCCCUGCCAAUGCCUUUCAAGAUCUUCCUCUUCUGGCAGAACUCGAUCUUUCCCACAACAAGCUGGCAAUCCUUGAGCCUGGAGCUUUCCAUGGCCUGGGUGCAUCUUUGCUGUUCUUGGAUCUAUCCUCCAACCAGCUGGCCACACUGGACCCCGAAGCUUUUGAAGACGUGAGGGCUCGAUCCAAUCUGACCGGUAACCCCUGGCACUGUGACUGCCGGUUACAGACGGCACUUCCACGCCUCAAUCUGGAGCCUGUGUCUCUCACCGGCAUUGUUUGCCAAACAUCAGAGCCUGAGGACUCAGGUGCCCAAGGUGUGCCCUUUCUGCUGGCCAAAGACUUGGACCUAUGCGUGGUGCUUAAAAAGACCACAGAUGUGGCCAUGCUUGUGACCAUGUUUGGAUGGUUCUCCAUGGUCAUCUCCUACCUGGUCUACUAUGUGCGGCAUAAUCAAGAAGAUGCCAGGCGCCACCUGGAGUAUCUCAAGUCUCUGCCCAGCAGGCAGGGCAAGUCUGAGGAGUCUUCCACCACCACCAUUAGCACUGUGGUUUGACUGCAGACUUUUGCUAAAGGGGGAAGGUUCUCAGGCAAGCAAAGGGCAGUGGGUACACUCAGAUUCUAACCUGGAAGGGGAACCAACAUGUGUGCAAUCGUCUCUGGAAAUAAAUCGGCACAGUGGACUGCAACUCUCCAGACAAUCAGAAAGUGAAUGUAACCAGCCUUAAAAACAAACAUGGUGUCUUAGCAGCUGGAAAAAUCCUGCAGCAAGUCUUCCAUUUCAGGCUCGAACAUAAAGACAAACCCUCCUUGCCAGCAUAGCAAGAUAUUUGCAGGGGUCAUCUAAUCUUAUCCAAAUAAAUAAUUGAUCCAGGACCAGCCAGGCUCCAGUACUGCACUGGCAGAGUGGUUUAUCUAUUCGGAAUGCUUUUGAAAAGAAGACAAGUUGUUACUUUCCUUUGUGUUCCUCCAGUAAUUUUUUAAAAGGAUCCCCAUUUAUUUGCCAGAGCAUGUAGCAUAAAGAAAGCACUCUCUUCCAUUAUGGUAUUAACAUGAAAAUUUCUAAUGUUUAUUUCAAGGACUAUUGUACUGUAAGUUUUAUAAAAGAGCAAUGCAUUAACCUACACAUCAGUCCUUUUUGACAUUACGAAUAAAUGGUUAGUAAAAGUCAGUGUUUUGCUCUGAGAUGUACAUUUUGAUCAUUUUUAUCAGAACUUAAACAGAUCAUAUUGAAACAAAAACAAAGGACACCAGCUGAUCCAGAAUUUUUGAGGAGAAAUUACCACAAGUAAUUACCACGAGCUAUUUAUUUAUUUUAUCAUUAUUUUUAUCAUUAUCUGAUGAAGUACACAUUAAUCACAACUAAUGCAGUCAUUGAUUGUGUUGUUUCUAGUCCUGGUCCUGAAAUUUCCCCGCUCUGAAGAUAUUAGGGCUUUUCUGCUCUAACAGAGUUAAUCCAACUAAUUAAAGCCAAACAAUGACACUGUUUCAUCCGACUUAGAUGUCAUCUUGGAGCAGAGUCUGAUGUUCUUUCCCAUGUUCUCUCUAUGUCUAGGUGUUUUCUCCCACUUUCCAACAGGUGGAAUGGCUACACUAAACUGAUCCUUGAUGUGAAUGUAUAUGUCAGUGUGUGUAUUCUUGUUGACCUGUAAUGGACCAGAAUCCCAUCUAGUGUUCCUGGGAGAGGCUCCAGAGCCACCUCCACCCUGACAUGGAUGAUAGGCUUCCUUAAGAUGAACAAACAAGCCAAACAAUGGAUUUUGGCCAUUUGAUGCACAAAGCCUGACAAAACAUUUCAUCUAAUAAUUUUUGAUUGAGCUGCCAGAUAACUGAAUUAUUUGCAAAGGUGCCAUCAGCUUUGUUCACCUGUCUUGCAGAGUCACUGAAUCACCAAUCGAUAGCUCAUGUAGAAUUUCUGAAAUGUCCGUGUGUUACAAUGACUAUAAUUUGAUAGGGUUGUCACGUGAGCCAUGACAGAAACACACACACACAAGCCAUAAUUCUUCUCAUAUUCAGGUUUUCUUAAAGUUUAUUUUACUUAUAUUUUAUUUUUAGCUUUUCGAGGGUAAGGAUGGGAUUUUAGUAUGGGUCUAGGGAAAUUAGAGAUCACUGGUAUAUCUAUUUUUUUGGUUUGGGGGAAUUAGGCAUUUAGUUCAUGGUUUUGGGAUACUAGAUUUAGGUAUACAACAUUGGCAUGUCUAUUUGUUUAAUUUUGUUUUUUUGGGCAAUUAACAGCAAGACGGUUUUUUUAUUGUUUGGAAAAUUACAGGUGUACUGCUGUUGACUGUAGCAUUUUAAGUGAACCUAAACUGCAAACAAUAAGACUACAAACUAACUACUGUAUUAUCAACAUAGAAAUUUCAGGGAAAACUUCUGUGUAUUCAGAGUUGAGUUUCACAUAUGAUUAAUUCCUAGUCAAACUUAUACCAUUCACUUUACAUGUAGUUCACAUCUCUGAGGUUGCCAGAUUUUUCCCAGUAGCAUAUUGAGCAUCUUUAAAUAUAAACAGCCUGAAAUGAUUUAAGUUCAGAAAAUGCAAACUGUACAAAAAAAACAUAAAAUUUCCUAAUUAAAAGGGAUGUGUGAUGAUGUGAAUGAGAAAAUAACAAGCAUUGAAAUUGCUGCAUGAAUAGUCAUAAUUAUCAAAAUAUUACCAAAUAUCAAUUAGGAUAUUUUGAUUGAUUGAUUCAGUAUUAAUCACCGAAGCAAAUUUGGUUUAAUUGAGCAAAAAGGCUGCUUUAUUCCACACCACAUAGACUGCUAGUGUUUAAAUGUUAUAUCAGAUGGAGACAGUUACUCAUGAAAACAUUUUGAAGCCAUGAGGAUAGUAAACAUGAAAUUGAAAUAUGAGUUCCGGAAUUUUGACAUAUUCUUUAUUUUGUUGUCGACUUAAUUAAAGAAAUGUUUUUGUUCAUUUAAUAAACUCUAAUGUGACUGUAAUGAAAA